Coccomyxa subellipsoidea C-169 is the source of this 1362-nucleotide messenger RNA. RefSeq names its product adenylosuccinate lyase. The transcript is spliced from 9 exons. Bases 1 to 1362 code for a protein of 453 amino acids. Lineage: Eukaryota; Viridiplantae; Chlorophyta; Trebouxiophyceae; Coccomyxaceae. Gene Ontology annotation, molecular function: N6-(1,2-dicarboxyethyl)AMP AMP-lyase (fumarate-forming) activity. Gene Ontology annotation, biological process: IMP biosynthetic process. The record is from RefSeq and is a predicted model, not a curated record.
AUGUGCAGGCGGUACGCAAGCAAGGUGGCAGGGCUGAGGGACAUCUUCAGCGAGUUUGGGCUGAUCAAGCGGCGGGUGCUGGUGGAGAUCAGGUGGCUGCAGCAGCUUGCUGCCAUCCCAGAGGUCACCGAAGUGCCGCCCUUCAGUGAGGAGGCCAACCAGCUCCUCAACACCCUUGCAGAGAGCUUCAGCGUAGAGGACGCACUUGAAGUCAAACAGGUGGAGAGCAUUACAAACCACGACGUGAAGGCCAUCGAGUACGUGCUGAAGAAGCGCUUCCAAGCAAAUGCCGAGCUUGAAAAGGUCCUUGAGUUUACCCACUUUGCCUGCACCAGCGAGGACAUCAACAAUUUGGCGCAUGCCCUUAUGCUGAAGGAUGCAAUGUCAGACCAUGUCCUCCCUUCCAUGACCAAGGUGGUGGACGAGAUUGCACGGCUUGCUGAGGAGUUUGCGGAGGUUCCGAUGCUGGCACGCACACAUGGGCAGACAGCCUCCCCAACAACUCUCGGCAAGGAGAUGGCCGUCUUUGCCUACAGACUGGCACGCCAACAGCAGCAGGCAACUCAAGUGGAGUUCCUUGGCAAGAUGGCAGGCGCUGUUGGCAACUACAACGCUCACCUGUCUGCCCACCCCACCGUGGACUGGCAAGCGGUUGCCCAGCAGUUUGUGGCGUCUCUUGACCUCGACUGGAAUCCUUACGUCACCCAGAUAGAGCCGCACGACUACAUAGCGGAGCUGUACGAUGCAGUGGUGCGCUUCAACAACAUCCUGCUGGACUUUGACCGCGACGCCUGGGCCUACAUCUCCCUCGGCUACUUCAAACAGCGCACCAUCGCCGGCGAAGUGGGCUCCUCCACCAUGCCCCACAAGGUGAACCCCAUCGAUUUUGAGAACAGCGAGGGGAAUGUGGGGGUGGCGAAUGCGAUGAUGCUGCACCUGGCUGCCAAGCUGCCUGUCAGCAGGUGGCAGCGCGAUCUCACAGACUCCACAGUGCUGCGAAAUCUGGGGGUCGGCCUGGGCCACUCCCUGCUUGCCUACUCUUCCACCCUCCGAGGCAUCAGCAAGCUGCAGCUGAAUGACGCCAAGCUGGCGGCUGACCUGGACACCUCCUGGGAAGUCCUGGCGGAGCCCAUCCAGACUGUCAUGCGCAGGUAUGGCGUGGAGGAACCUUAUGAGAAGCUCAAGGCGUUCACCAGGGGCCAGGCAGUGACGCAGGAGAGCAUGCGCGAGUUUGUGGCCGGCAUUGACGGCCUGCCGGACUCCGCCAAGGCUGAGCUGGCACGACUAACCCCCGCCACCUACACAGGCAAUGCUGCCGCACAAGCGCGCGAUCUGGGCAGAUGGCUCUCAGCCCUGCGAUGA